AUUAAAAAUAUCUUUUUAAAUGAAAAUCAAGGGUGGAUUCUCAAGCAUCAAGAAUGUUAUAGCAAGAGAGAUUUUGGAUUCUAGAGGUAAUCCAACAGUGGAAGCUGACGUAAUUACAUCAAAGGGUGUGUUCAGAUCAGCAGUGCCUUCAGGAGCUUCAACUGGAAUUUAUGAGGCUUUGGAAUUGAGAGAUGGUGAUAAAUCAAGAUACCUUGGAAAAGGUGUUGCUAAGGCUGUUGCUAAUGUAAAUGAGGUCAUUAGACCAGCUUUGGUUGGUAAGAAUGUGACCGAACAAACUAAAUUGGACAAAUCUAUUGUUGAAUAGCUAGAUGGAAGCAAAAAUAAAUAUGGAUGGUCAAAGAGUAAAUUAGGAGCCAAUGCUAUAUUGGCAGUCUCAUUGAGUUUGGCUAGAGCAGGAGCAGCCGAAUAGAAUGUUCCACUCUAUUAAUACUUGGCUCAAUUGGCAGGCAAGAGAACAGACAAAUUCGUCACUCCAGUGCCUUCACUUAAUGUCAUCAAUGGUGGAAAGCAUGCCGGAAAUAAGUUAGCUAUGCAAGAAUUCAUGAUCUUGCCAACAGGAGCAAAAUCAUUCAAAGAUGCAAUUCAAAUUGGAUGUGAAGUCUAUCACAGCUUAAAGAGUGUCAUCAAAUCUAAGUAUGGAUUGGAUGCUACUAACGUUGGAGACGAGGGAGGAUUUGCACUUUCAAUUUAAGAUCCAAAUGAAGCUCUUCAAUUAUUGGAAGAUGCUAUUAAGAAGGCUGGACACACUGGCAAAGUUGAUAUUGGAAUGGAUGUUGCUGCAUCUGAGUUCUUUGAAAAAAACACUUAUGAUUUGGAUUUCAAGAAUGCCAAGAAUGAUGGAUCCAAGAAAUUAACUGCCUAAAUAAUUGACAGAAUUAUAUCUUAAAUUUGUGUCAUCACAUCCUAUUAUGACUGGGAAGGAUAUACUUAAUUCACUGCUAAAAUUGGAUAGAAAGUUCAAAUUGUUGGUGAUGAUCUUUUGGUUACCAAUCCAAUUAGAGUCCAAGAAGCUAUCAAUAGAAAGGCUUGCAAUGCUCUCUUAUUAAAAGUCAACCAAAUUGGAUCAUUGACAGAAUCCAUUGAAGCUUCAAAUCUUUCAUAAAAGAAUGGAUUUGGUGUUAUGGUCAGUCACAGAUCAGGAGAAACUGAAGAUAAUUUCAUUGCUGAUUUGGUUGUUGGUUUGGGAACUGGAUAAAUUAAAACAGGUGCUCCAUGCAGAUCUGAAAGAACAGCCAAGUAUAACUAAAUCCUUAGAAUUGAAGAAGAAUUAGGAAGCAAGGCUGUUUAUGCUGGAAAGAAUUUCAGAAAUCCAUAAUUAUGAGAGUCAUAUCAUAAAUAAAAUAAAAUGUUAUAAAACCCCAUAGAUUAUUAAUUUUAAAUAAUAAUCUGUAUUUAUGUA
Paramecium tetraurelia is the source of this 1420-nucleotide messenger RNA. RefSeq lists its product as uncharacterized. NCBI's taxonomy places the organism in Eukaryota, Ciliophora, Oligohymenophorea, Peniculida, Parameciidae. The record is from RefSeq and is a predicted model, not a curated record. Gene Ontology annotation, biological process: glycolytic process. Gene Ontology annotation, cellular component: phosphopyruvate hydratase complex. The transcript is spliced from 5 exons. Gene Ontology annotation, molecular function: magnesium ion binding; phosphopyruvate hydratase activity.